Molecule: messenger RNA, 1941 nt
Organism: Bombyx mandarina (wild silkworm)
Lineage: Eukaryota; Metazoa; Arthropoda; Insecta; Lepidoptera; Bombycidae
Source: RefSeq, a predicted model, not a curated record
AUGAUUGUUUCGCAUUCAGUAGAGCUAGGCAGGGCGCUUAAAUCGCAAGAUGGAGGUGACUCUACAUCUGUUACGAGUGCAGCAGAAAAUGAGAUAAAAAAGGCUGAAGUGUCAAUAAUAAAAACUAAGAGAAACUCUAUCAAGAAAAAGGUACAGAAUUUAAGUCAUGAAUCUGAUGAUGCCGUUAACGAACCCUUACUUAGAAAUGAAUCAGAUAACAAUAGUCAAAGUGCCAAAUUUAUUCCCGCACCAAAAACAGAGAGUGCCAAUGAUAUCAUACGUGAUAAAAAUUAUAUUUUUAAUGACGCGAAAAUGAAAUUAACUGGUAUUCAAAAUAACACAAACGACUUUCCACCACAUAAGCUGGACUGUACAGAAACGGCCCCUUUUCAUAAUCAUAUGAAUACAAAUGUUUUCAAUAGCUUUGAUCCUACUAGAAAUGCUUCAUUACCCAAAACUCAAAUACUGGUUGAAAUAGAGGGAUGUAAGUCAAUUCCGUAUAACCCAAGCUCACUCAUUUUUACAACGGCUAGAAUACAUAAUGAUAAUAAAUCUAAAAACUUGGAACCAGUACAGAUGACAGCCGUGCCAAUAUUAUCAACUAUUGAAGUAAGCAUGUCAAACAAUAAGAAAUCCAAUGAUACAUUAAAAACUAUGACUUCUACGGCGAAUACAAACGUAAAAGAAGAACAACAGAAAGCCGAACCUGAUGCAGUGUGUCAAGGUAUAAUGACUAAGCCAUCUGAUACGAAAAUACAUCAUAGUAUUAAAGAUAAAACUGCAGCAAACGGUAAAAACAUUCUAAAAUAUGCUAAAAAUACGACAAACAAUGUUUCAGUGAACCCUGAAGCAAAACUGUCGCUAGAAAGUAAAAUUGUCCCACAAACAGAGGAUAAAUCCCAACAAAAUAAGACCACUUUAUUAGGUGGAAGCGGCAAAAAAGACGGUAAAGGUUCAAAGGAAAAUGAGUCGAGUAAUAAUUGUGAAAAUAUGAAAAAGAAAAAUGUUAGCGAGAAUAAAGCAGAUGACAUUAAAAACUCAAAAAAUAAUAAUACUUUAAAUUCUGGAGAAAAUAAAACGGAUAUAUCAACAAAGCAAAAUUUACAGAGUGUUAAAUGUGGUAUUUCUUCUUAUAGCAACAAGUCAUCCAAAGAUACGGUGUCUGCAAUAAAACAGUUACCAAGGCAGAAAACUGCCAUUGUAGAAGAUAUUGAUGAUUUACCAUGUAAAACAAAAUCUGUAAAAACUGAAACUACUACUAUCAGUGCUUCAAAAGAAACUACGAAAGUACCUGUUGAUGUUAUAAAGUCAUCCAAAGGUUCGACGCAGCAUAAUGUCUCAAUCAUCAAUGAUCAAAAUAUUAUAAAAACAAGCGCUAUUAAUAGUCCAAUUACAACAAUCAUCACUUCUACUACUUCGCCCAAGUCCUCUUCGGUAAUUAUAACGAAACCCGUUGCAGUUACAGCGCCUAUAUCGACUAUUCUAACACCAAUUGCCUCCACGUCAAGACCUAAAAUACCUUUAGAUUCCAAACCAAGUUCCACACAGAAUACUACGGUUGUGACAAAAACAACCAGCAGCGGUAUGUGUAUAAAAUCAGAAACAAGUGUUUCUUCUCCAGCUGCAAUAAAUAAUAAACCCAUUGUUACUAAUACGGUAAAAUCGGAUUCUGGUCUUAACAAUUCGACAGCCUUAAAGAAUGUUGUAAAAUCACCACUAGCUAAAACUGCUUCGGUGAAAAUACCAACAACCAACGUGAACAAAGUACCAUCAGCAAUAAAAUCAACAGUUUCAGUGAGUACGCCAAAAUCACAAGCGCCAACGUCGAAUGUAAGUAUGGCAUUGACUUCAGCCAAUAAUAUUUCCAAAUCAGAAACAAGUAAAAACAAUGGGUCAAAACCUAACGAAUUUAAAAAAGAUGAUAGAAGUUUUAAUGUCUAA